Molecule: messenger RNA, 1619 nt
Organism: Owenia fusiformis
Lineage: Eukaryota; Metazoa; Annelida; Polychaeta; Sabellida; Oweniidae
Source: the annotation of a GenBank genome assembly
GGCAAACUGCAACCAGGCGCGGGGUGACCCUGGCUCUUAUUGAUUUAAAUUGAUUCCAAUGUAGCUAAUUAUUUGUAGUAACAAUAUAAUAAUAUGAGUUGGUUCCAUUGACCUCAGGAGUCUGGUUGCAGUUUCCACGACCCUGUUAAAAAGUGUUACUUCGGAACAUUACGAGAAACAUUUCUGAGCUCUAUAGUUGAUAUGCGAAUAGACAUGGCCCGAAAAUGUAUGAAUCAAAAUAUUGCCAAGAUAAUUGUUUUGGUGGUUGCUAUGACAAUAAUAGUAUUGCAGAUGAAAUCAAAAGCUGUACUACAGGUACAUCAAUCAGAAAAGCUAGAUGAGGACAUUUUGAAAUAUCGUACUAAUCCUAAUUGUACACUGCUCGGCUGUGAUGCAAUUCAACAGAAAAUUCAGGCAGUAACGUGGAAAAAUCUUGACGAGCAUAUACAAAUUCUUUGGGAGCAGCAGCUAUGUCACAAAAGGAUAAAGCAUCCUGGUGAUUUGAUUGGUCAACGUUCACAUGCCUUUGAUGGUCAUUCAAAGUCUCCGACCAAUCAUAUAUCAACAAUAAAUCUUGUGAAAUUCAUCAGCAAAGGAUACCCAUUGGCUAUUACCAAAUAUGGUAUUGAUUUAGGAGCAUCGGGUGAAUCUGAUGUUACAGAAUUGCUUCAAGCUGGUUGGAAAGGUUUUAAAACAGAUGGCCGCCUAAAAAAGACUAAUUCAAGUGAAUGGCUGAAUGAGACAACUGACAUAGUAACUCCUAAAAAUGUCCAACGUAUUUGUGAAACAUACGGAAUCCCCAAGAAUGUAGGUGUGCUGAAGAUUGAUAUCGAUUCAUACGACUGGGAUGUUGUGAAAGCUUUCCUCGAGGCUGGAGUCAGUGCUGACAUCUAUAGUAUGGAAUAUAAUCCUGUUUUUCCCCCAGGUGUUCACUAUCACACGAACUACACGGCUGACUUCAAGUGGACAUUGCUCUCAAGCCGACCAAAGGAAAAUCAAAUAUUAUAUGGGGCAUCGUUGCGUGCUUGGUAUGAUCUACUUACACCCAAUGGCUACACCCUUAUCGAUGCUGAUUGGUACAACACACUGUUUGUGAAGGAUCAAUACGUUGAUGUUUUUGGACCAAUACCAACAGAUGUAGCCACUGUCUGGCAGAAUGGAUGGUUCGAGCGACCUGGGAGACAUACACAAAAGGACUUGGUUUCCAAGUACUGGCUUAACUAUCCCAGACAAGAAGUGUGGGCAACUAUGGAAACUACACAAGUUAUGAAAGAACUACAAAAACUUAUUAACAAAUAAAAGCAUGUUGACUGUUUACGGAAUACAAUUAGGACAACAACUGAAGAUAUUUCUACAUCUACAUGUAAGGCUAUACAUAUAAAAUCUCUGGAAAAAUCAUCAAUGAAUCUUUGAACAUGCAGAAAUUUUUUUUAUGUCAUUUCCUUGAAUAAAAAAAAUCACUGAUAAUUAAUGAAUUAGAAAAUGUUUUUCACAUUUUUUGUUGAUUUUACCUGUUAAUGGCAGUUAAAAUUCAAAAUAUUUUGAUUAAGGCCAGUGCACUUUGGAUUUUUUUGCAAUUUUGAAAAGUAAACCACUGAAUAUUCUAGCUAUUAAACAUU